UAGACAAAAGUAGAGAGAGAGAAAAAGGAGAGAGAUGCAGGGAAAACCCUAAUUUAUCUGGUUUUGACCCUAUCUUAGAAGGAAGCAGUAAUGGCGGCAUCUACAGGCGACGUGUGGAGAUCGCGUGUCAGGCAAUGGCGGAUUCAUGUUACAAAUUGCGGAUCUUUAAGGCUUAGUAGAGAGGCCGCCUCUCCUCUUUAUGAGAUGGCCGAGCUAUUCUCCAUGAAAAUAACUCAGAUCUGAUCUCAAGCUGGAUUUGUAGAUAUUGGUGAAAUGGCAGAUGUGCCAAAGCUAUUGUAUAUAGUAGUUGAUGAUGGAAUUCAAGAGAGUGUGGGAGGGGAAAGGAAGGAUGCAAAGGCCAAUAAACCAUAUCGGUACACCCGAUCCGUGCUACAGAGUACUCUGCAGUCCAUGGGGUGCAAAGCACGCCAUGCUUUCAAGAUAAGCAAGAGGGUUUUUGAAAUUAUGAGAAGCGAGUUUUCUAGCAACAAUCUGUUUUCUGAUAAAGAGGACAUAUUAAGAGCAAGUGAUUCUGAAAGAUCUUCAUGUGAAGGAUUUAGCACAAGAAGUUCCACAGGGCCAGCAGAGGUUGAUGAGCCCUUGAUCCGUAAACAAGCUGAUAAGAUUAACAAUUUGCCAUUUGAGUUGUACAAAAGUCGCACCACUGUUGUUGUUAGUAGAGAGACAUUCUUAGAUGUUGUUUGUGAUGCUCUUUCUGAAUACAAAUAUGUUGGUCCAAAUCAAAGAGCUGAUUUGGUUCUGGCUUGCAGAGUACGGGAAAGGAAGGAAUCUGUGACCAUUCUGCUGUGUGGUACUAGUGGUUGUGGCAAAUCGACCUUAUCUGCAUUAUUGGGUAGCAGAUUGGGCAUAACAACUGUAAUAUCCACUGACUCAAUCCGGCACAUGAUGAGGAGCUUUGUUGAUGAAAAAGAAAACCCAUUACUUUGGGCUUCUACAUAUCAUGCUGGUGAAUGCUUGGAUCCAAUGGCAGUUGCCAAAGCCAAGGCAAAACGGAAAGCUAAGAAAAUGGCAGGUGUUUCUCCAUCAUUGUCCAAGGAAGAAAUAUCAGAUGGAUCUGCAAACAAGAAGUCUGAAUCCAAGUCCACUGAUACAGCUGGUGGUAUUGAGCCAAUAGGCCCAAAACAAAUGGCCAUUGAGGGUUUUAAAGCACAAAGUGAGAUGGUAAUUGAUAGUCUUGAUCGACUGAUUACAGCCUGGGAAGAGCGGAAUGAAUCUGUGGUUGUCGAGGGUGUUCAUCUGAGCUUAAAUUUUGUGAUGGGUCUCAUGAGGAAGCAUCCCUCUAUUAUCCCAUUCAUGAUAUACAUCACAAACGAAGAGAAACACAUGGAAAGAUUUGCUGUGCGUGCAAAGUACAUGACCCUUGACCCUGCAAAAAACAAAUACGUAAAGUACAUCAGAAAUAUACGAACAAUCCAAGAUUACCUUUGCAAUAGAGCUGACAAGCACCUUGUCCCUAAAAUUAACAACACCAAUGUCGACAAAAGUGUAGCCGCCAUUCAUGCUACAGUCUUCAGCUGUUUGCGAAGGCGAGAGGCAGGGGAACAACUUUAUGACCCAAUCACCAACACAGUUUCCUUAAUUCACGAGGAGUACAGGAACAAAUGUGCUGCUAAUUCUCUAAGCUCAAAGGGGAUGUUUCAGUUGAUUCAAAGAAAGGGAUCAAGUCGACAUUUGAUGGCACUUUUGAACACUGAUGGGUCAGUUGCUAAGGCUUGGCCUGUGGAAUCGGGAGAUGAGAAGGGGAAUGGAAGUGAGAAGGGGGUUGGGAACCCUAUGUAUGGGCCUUUGUUGAUAGGGAAGGCAGAGCCUGUGAAUUUGCAGUUUGGGAACUUUGGGAUCAGUGCAUGGCCUAAUGAUACGGGGGGUACGAGCCAUGUGGGAAGUGUUGAUGAGUCGAGGGGUGACGGCACGGAGACUGGGAGCAGGUAUUAUUCGUCGUGUUGCAGCUCUCCAAGGUUCUCCGAUGGACCUGCCAAAGAGCUCAAGGAGGAGAUAACAGUUUCUGGUAGUGAGGAAGAAGCUGAUGAAGCUGCAGAUGCUUAUACCGAUGAAGACUUGAGUGAUGUGGAUGACAAGGAAAUGCAUGAGGAGAUGGAGGGUUCAGUUGAUGAACAAUCAACAAAGUCGGAUGAGGAGUACGAUGAUCUCGCCAUUCACGAGGGGCAGGAAAACGAGUUUUGGUCAGAGAAAGCAGAUUCAAAUGGCAAUUGCAACCUCGAAAAUGAGACAAAGGAGGGCUCUAAUGGAGAUGAUGAAUUGGUGGAUAAAUACACACAAAAUUUGGAGUAUUUUUUGAGGACAAGCGAACCUUUGACAGAGCCCUCAUGUUGUUACUCUUCGUUGUUGAGCGAACAGAACACACGAAGCAUGCCCGCUGAGGUGAAAGUAUCUGAAAAUGGAUCACCCAUUAUUACUCCACGGAUACAUAGCAGAUCCUUGAGCAUACCGGCUUUUGGUAAAUACGGAUCAGUUCACAAUGGAUUGAUCCUGUCUGGAGCCCCUCAAAGGUAGCAUUUGGGUUCUCUCUUUCUCUGUGCUUUGUUGGGCUGUACGAGGAGGGGAGUAAAGUUAGGGUUUUGAGGAGUAGUUUGUGGUGAUGAUGAUGCUGAUGGUUAUGGUUGUGGUUGGAAUUUAUCUUUGUCUCUAAUGGAAAGAGAAAUGGGUUGGGUUUUCUU
Messenger RNA from Amborella trichopoda, 2696 nucleotides. Its product is annotated as P-loop NTPase domain-containing protein LPA1. NCBI's taxonomy places the organism in Eukaryota, Viridiplantae, Streptophyta, Magnoliopsida, Amborellales, Amborellaceae. The record is from RefSeq and is a predicted model, not a curated record.